AUGAUCAGUAUUGACGUUCUCCUCGGGGUACUGGUUGUCUCUGGCCUCGUGGCUUCUGAACGUACGUGUUUGCCCAGGUCUCCAGAGUAUAAACCGGAUAUCACCUAUACGGGCUGUUAUGCCGACGAUCCCAACUCCCCAAUCCUCACGGGCCGUGAUUAUAGAGCGAAUACCCAAAACUCGCCUGGGUUCUGUGCGCUUCUUUGCGGGAGGGAAGGAUACCGGUACGCUGGGUUGGAGCAGGGUCUCGGAUUUGGAGGGUCGGAUGCUUUUGUGGAAAUUCAGUCCCCUCCGGGGUGGAAAAGCAGAGUCAAUCGUCCUGCGAUUUGCCGUGUCCUGGAGACCCUGCAGCAACCUGUGGCGGGAACUCAACGUAGGUUCUUGCGGGCCCAAAUAAUCACGUCUCUAAAAGGCCAGCCAUUGAUGAUUAAUGAAAACUAUAGCAUAGAUAUAUAUCGAAUCAACAAUCCACAAGCGGGCAAGGGAAAUGAUAUCUUUGCCGACUGUACCAGGGAUCCGCUGUGCUCAAAUCCAGUAUGCGACCCAUCUCUUCCCGUGCGAGAGCGAGCGGCCGGGCUGGUCAAGGUCCUCAAUGUCGAGGAAAAGCUGGAUACUCUCGUCGACAAGACCCCUGGGGUACCGAGAUUGGGUAUCUGGCCGUACGAAUGGUGGUCUGAGGCGCUACAUGGGCUCGCCUAUGCCCCCGGAAAUGAGUUCGAAGAUAGUGGCAACUUCAGCUCUGCAACCUCAUUUCCCAUGCCCAUAGUCAUGGCUGCCUCCUUCAACGACGAUCUUGUAUUUGCCAUUGGUGAGGCCAUCAGUAUAGAAGCAAGAGCGUAUGCCAAUGCUGGCCUUAACGGCUUCGACUUUUAUACUCCGAACAUAAAUCUCUUUCGAGAUCCUCGCUGGGGCCGUGGGUCUGAAACCCCCGGAGAAGACCCUCUGCUGGCGAAAAACUAUGUCGCCAGCUUAAUAUCCAGUAUGGAGGAUCAAUCGUCUGGCUAUAAGAGGAUUCUCGCCACCUGCAAACACUACGUCGGCAACGACCUGGAGAGCGUUGGAAACGUGUCUCGUUACGGCUUUGAUGCAGUCAUCUCGACUCAAGAUUUGUCCGAGUACUUCCUCCCGCCCUUCCGCACGUGUACUGCGCAGAAACAAGUCAGUUCUGUAAUGUGCAGCUACAAUGCUGUCAACGGGGUCCCGGCGUGUGCGGACAGCUAUAUACUACAGGACAUCCUGCGAGACCACUGGGGGUGGGAAGCCCCGGACCAUUAUAUCACCACAGACUGUGGCGUCAUUGGAUACAUGGUCACCGAUCACCAUUACGCCUCGGACCUUGGCGAGUCGGCGGCCCUGGCUCUGAAAGCAGGCACUGAUCUGGAAUGCAAUGGGAGCCCGAACAGCGGUCUCCUGGUGGCCUGGAACCGGUCCCUCAUUACCGAGCACGAGGUAGACAGGGCCGCACAGCGGUUGUAUGGCGCAUUGGUCACCGUCGGGCUGUUUGAUAACCCUCCUUCACUGGAGUCCCUUGGCUGGGAUGCAGUGAAUAGCCCCGCCUCCAAGCAGGUAGCGUACCAAUCUGCGGUAGAAGGCACGGUUCUUAUCAAAAAUGAUGGAACCCUCCCGCUGUCGGCCAAUAAAUCUUAUGCGCUGAUCGGUCCAUGGGUAGCUGCAACCGAACAGCUACAGGGUAUCUACUACGGCCCAGCACCCUUCUUGAUCUCCCCUCUGCAGGCGGCCAGAGACCUUGGGAUCAAGUACACCUACGUUGCGGGAACCGGCAUCAAUGAAACGGAUCCCUCCACGUACGAUGCCGCUCUUGCAGCUGCUAGAUCCGCGGAUGUCGUGAUCUUCUUAGGCGGUAUCGACAGCAGCUUUGAGGAGGAGACGCGAGACCGAGAGAGCCUGGCGUGGCCGGUCCCUCAAAUGGAAUUGAUUACAGCCCUCGCCGGGAAUGCAAAGCAAUUGGUCGUCGUCCGGUACGGAGGCGGCCAACUCGACGACUCGGAGCUACUCACCAAUAAACACGUAAACGGUCUCCUGUGGGGGGGAUACCCGGGCCAGUCAGGAGGGCAGGCCAUUAUAGACUUGUUGUUUGGCAAGGCCUCGCCAGCUGGUCGACUGCCUGUCACUCAGUACCCGGCGUGGUAUGCUGAUGCCGUACCACCAGCGGACAUGAGUCUUCGCCCAGGGGAGGGCAACUCCCACCUCGGGCGUACAUAUAUGUGGUACGAUGGAGAGACCGCUGUACCUUUCGGGUUCGGCCUUCACUACACCACCUUUGACGUGACUAUCGAUCAACCGCCACGAUGGAUGAGCCAUACACCAAUCCAUAAUGGCGCCCGGGUGUCUAUACAGUCCGUCAGGGGCUCCACUGACUGGAUGGAGCUGUUGGAGCUCCCCGUGCUCCAGAUUCCCGUAACAGUCACCAAUACUGGACCAGUCACAUCGGACUACGUGGUGCUGCUGUUUCUUAAAUCCGACGCAGGGCCGUCUCCGCGACCAUUGAAGACACUGGCAGCGUACACACGAAUCAAGGAUAUCCAGCCGGGUCAGUCGGCGACACAGGACUUGACAGUGAAUUUGGACAGCCUGGUUCGAGUUGACAAGAAUGGUGACCGCGUCAUAUAUCCUGGAACGUUUGAUCUGUUCGUCGAUCUGGACGCUAAAUCCACGUUUACAUUCAAGCUACACGGCGCGCCACUCACGGUGGAAAGGUUUCCCCAGCCAGAAUCAAAACGAUAA
This is a messenger RNA of Aspergillus puulaauensis, 2745 nucleotides long. RefSeq lists its product as uncharacterized. Lineage: Eukaryota; Fungi; Ascomycota; Eurotiomycetes; Eurotiales; Aspergillaceae. Gene Ontology annotation, biological process: xylan catabolic process; arabinan catabolic process. The transcript has 3 exons. Gene Ontology annotation, molecular function: xylan 1,4-beta-xylosidase activity; alpha-L-arabinofuranosidase activity. Bases 1 to 2745 code for a protein of 914 amino acids. Gene Ontology annotation, cellular component: plant-type cell wall. The record is from RefSeq and is a predicted model, not a curated record.